CCUCUCAGCCUGUCUUCCCCCCUGUAUCUCUCUCUCUCUCCCUCUCUCUUUCUCUCUCCCACUCUCUCUCUCUCUGCCUUCACGAGUUCUCCUCCUGAAAACCUGCGCGAGGCAUAUAUUCCCCCCUCUCUCUCUCCCCGGUCACUUCAGUCAACAUGGCUACAAUUGUAACCUCGACCAGAUUCACAGACGAGUAUCAGCUGUACGAGGAACUCGGAAAGGGUGCCUUCUCCAUCGUUCGGCGAUGCGUCAAGAAGUCCACCGGCCAGGAAUAUGCUGCUAAAAUUAUCAACACAAAAAAGCUCUCAGCAAGAGAUCACCAGAAACUGGAGCGAGAGGCUAGAAUCUGUCGUCUGCUCAAACACCCAAACAUAGUACGACUCCAUGACAGUAUCUCAGAGGAAGGCUUCCAUUACCUUGUUUUCGACCUUGUCACUGGAGGAGAGCUGUUUGAGGACAUUGUUGCCAGAGAGUAUUACAGCGAGGCAGAUGCCAGCCACUGCAUCAAUCAGAUCCUGGAGAGCGUCCAGCACAUCCACCAGCAUGACAUCGUGCACAGGGACCUUAAGCCAGAGAACCUGCUCCUGGCCAGCAAGAUGAAGGGAGCAGCAGUGAAGCUUGCAGACUUCGGCUUGGCCAUUGAAGUGCAAGGGGACCAACAGGCAUGGUUUGGUUUCGCAGGAACUCCUGGUUAUCUGUCCCCAGAAGUAUUGAGAAAGGACCCGUACGGCAAGCCUGUGGACAUAUGGGCAUGCGGGGUGAUCCUGUACAUCUUGUUGGUUGGCUACCCUCCCUUCUGGGACGAGGACCAACAUAAACUGUACCAGCAAAUCAAGGCCGGUGCAUACGAUUUUCCAUCUCCAGAGUGGGACACAGUGACCCCCGAGGCCAAGAAUCUGAUCAAUCAGAUGUUAACGAUUAACCCUGCCAAAAGGAUCACCGCCGACCAGGCCAUCAAGCAUCCCUGGGUCUGCCAACGCUCCACUGUGGCCUCCAUGAUGCACCGUCAAGAGACUGUCGAAUGCCUGCGCAAGUUCAACGCCAGGAGGAAACUCAAAGGAGCUAUCCUCACAACGAUGCUGGUGUCCAGGAACUUCUCAGUGGGACGGCAGCAUACGAGCCCUGCCGCUACCACCAGCACAGCCGCAAUGGCACAGGAAGCAUGCAAGACCUUAUUAAACAAAAAGUCGGAUGGUGUUAAGUCGCAGGGAAACAACAGUAAAAACAGUGUAGUAAGCAGCAGCAGCACCAAAGACAGCAGCAUGUCAUCGUCAGCACCAAUGGAAGCCCAGACAACUGUUGUACACAACCCCGCUGACGGCACCAAGGGAUCCACAGAGAGCUGCAAUAACACAGAAGAGGAGGAGAUGAAAGGUAGUAAAGUCACUGCCUGUGAGUCUACUAGUACAGACAGUUUGGCAUUAAGACAGUGCAGCACCAUUGAGGAACAGACCCAGACUCCUUCUCCUCGCUGCCCACCGCCCACCUCUCGUAAACAGGAGAUAAUAAAGAUGACAGAGCAGUUGAUUGAAGCCAUCAACAAUGGAGAUUUUGAGGCUUACACGAGAAUCUGUGACCCGGGUCUGACCUCUUUUGAACCCGAGGCUCUCGGAAACUUGGUGGAGGGCAUGGACUUUCACAAGUUCUACUUUGAGAACUUGCUGAGUAAAAACAGCAAGCCAGUGCACACCACCAUCCUCAACCCCCACGUACAUCUGAUCGGCGAGGACGCUGCCUGCAUCGCUUACAUCCGCCUGACACAGUACAUGGACACCCAAGGCCGGCCACGCUCCUGCCAGUCGGAGGAGACACGAGUGUGGCAUCGCCGCGAUGCCAAAUGGCUCAAUGUGCACUUCCACUGCUCAGGAGCACCGGCUGCACCCCUGCAGUGAACUGAGAACCCAGGCCCAGCUUUGCCUGAAUUCUAAAGCUGUUUGGAGCAUUUAUUCUCCAUGGUCGGAUUGGUUCCUGGAUCCGGGCUGGGAAGAGGCGGCUUGGCAAGUUGUAAAAAAAACAAAAAAAAAAAAAAAAAGUGGGGGAAAAAAUGUAUCAUUACAAUGUAGGAAAUAAAAAUAAACAAAACAAAUUAAAAAGCUUGACUGAAUGACCGACUACACCGACCAACACCAAUCCAGUUCAACCCUAGCUAGUUGAUGUUGGGGCCCGGCAGCUUGUGAUGUCAGUCCCUUCCUGCAGGUGGUGCAUGCUUCUGGUGGCGACACAGGGGUGAUGCUGUCCUGGUCCUUUUCUCCCAUGGCCUUUAUUACCCUGUCUUUGUUUUGUCUGCUGUCUGGAAAAGUAUUAACAUGUAAAAAAAAAUAUAUACAAAUAUAUAUAUAACAACAGAAAAAGAAAUACAUUUCACACACAUAGUGAAUAGAACAGGGGCAGCAACUAUACAAUCUCAAGAAAAUGUGAUUUUUUUUGGUUUGGUUUUGUCUUGAGAGAACAGCAGAAAGUCUGCUUUAAUAGAAGUAUUGUUUGGUUUAUUAUUAACAUAUGUGGGUUGGGUUUAUGGGAAGGGGGAGCUACUAAUAAUUAUCAGAAUUUAAUACCCAUUUUAAGUGUCGGGUUUGAACAUAUGUACACAAUGUUUGAAAGCGGUUUUAGGCAUUGUGAUAUGUUACUGAAGGGACCUUUAUUUUUAUUUUGUCUUUUUGUAUUCUUAUGUGUUAUCAAGCUGUUGGUUUUUAUCUUCUGAAUGAUGUAUUUUCAAGUAUUUUGUGUUUGAAAAAAAUGUUUAAUCAAAAGAGGGAUUUUAUUUAAUAGAAUUGUGAAUAAAUAGAUAUUUAUAUAGGAGAAAAGGGGGAUUUUCUUUCAGUGUGAAGGGAGGGGAGUUUUAAGCAUGAGUGUGUGGGUGUUUUUUUUUUCCUGUUUGAUGUCCCUUGGUGUAAAUACAAACACAAAUAUACUCACACACCAUGCAUGCACACAUACAUGCACAUUCAGCGUCCUCGUGCUCUAGCCUUUAGGGCCGAGCCUCUCUCGAGCUUUAGACACAACGUCCAGGCCAGCUCAUCCUGAAGUUGCAGAAGGCCUCCAUCUUUCUGCCCCUGCAGUGUUCAGAGUCGAACACUAGAAGGCGCUAUUGGUCAACGUCUAAAGCUCCUAAAAUCUCUGAACUACGUAAUCUGAAAGCACGGACACACUCACGCCAAACUUCUAGUUCUGUUCUUCUGUUUUUGUGUAUUUUUGACGUGAAGCAUGAUUUAUUUGAAAUAUCUAAUGGGCUGUACUGUUUUUCGCACAGACACUUAAGACUCGAUGCUGUUGUAUUCGCUCUUCUGAGGGGGAGUGAACCUUUCUGCAACUUCAGGUUACGCUCGCCAAAUCCUUCCCUUCCACCCUGACAUCUAUCAUUCCUGCCUCUUAUACUCUCUACAGUUGUUACUCCUGUGACCCUCGCUAACCAGCCCUCAUGAUUGUCUUAAUAGCACCACACCGUGUGAUGACGACGAUGAUAAAAAGUGAUGAUGUCACCCUUAUGCCUGUCUCUUGUUCUGAUUGUGUUCUUAAACUGUGUAUCUUCUCCGUCUUGACUUGCUGUACUUCUGUGUGAAGUCCUGGCACUAAAAAAAGCAUGUUAAAAAAGAGAAUGCAGCGGAGGGAAGGGACUGACUGCUGGCCAGGGAUUGGACAAAAAAAAUAAUUAAAA
Messenger RNA from Scomber scombrus (Atlantic mackerel), 3655 nucleotides. RefSeq names its product calcium/calmodulin-dependent protein kinase type II subunit gamma-like. Gene Ontology annotation, biological process: protein phosphorylation. Gene Ontology annotation, molecular function: ATP binding; calmodulin binding; calcium/calmodulin-dependent protein kinase activity. The transcript is spliced from 22 exons. Gene Ontology annotation, cellular component: neuron projection; cytoplasm. The record is from RefSeq and is a predicted model, not a curated record. NCBI's taxonomy places the organism in Eukaryota, Metazoa, Chordata, Actinopteri, Scombriformes, Scombridae. Bases 156 to 1892 code for a protein of 578 amino acids.